This is a messenger RNA of Microplitis demolitor, 1248 nucleotides long. RefSeq lists its product as uncharacterized. Bases 1 to 1248 code for a protein of 415 amino acids. Lineage: Eukaryota; Metazoa; Arthropoda; Insecta; Hymenoptera; Braconidae. The record is from RefSeq and is a predicted model, not a curated record. The transcript has a single exon.
AUGGCGGCGGCGGCGGCGGAAAUCUUAAAUAUUCAACGACAAAUUAUUUUUGAUGAGUCAAUUGCGCACUAUGAAGUGCAUGCUCAUCUCCCGUAUGCUUCAUCAACAUUCAACAACAGCGAUGAAAUAAGAAUUGCUGUUCAACAUCAAGAUUUGUGUCUACUUCCAAGUAAAAGUACCCUACAUGUGUACGGAAAAUUCACAAAGUCUGAUGGUACAGCUGUAAGUGCAACUACUCACAUGGUCAACAUGACAGUCUGUCAUAUGUUUGAAGAACUACGCUACGAGCUCAAUGGUGUUGAGAUUGAUCGUAAUAAAAAUGUCGGUAUCACAAGUCUCAUGAAAGGAUACACAUCACUGAGUCCUGCUCAACAAAAUACACUCGAGAACUCAGGCUGGAUUGUAGAUGAAGCUGUAAACAAAUUACACAAUGACAAUGGCUACUUUGAUGUAUCUAUACCACUGAGUCUUUUGCUUGGAUUUGCUGAAGAUUACCAAAAAGUUGUCAUCAAUGCAAAGCAUGAAUUAAUAUUAAUAAGAUCAAAUGCUGAUUUGAAUGCCUACGUUGUGGCCACACCUGCUGCUGGAGCUCAUGCUGAAGCUGUUAAAAUUACGCUGCAAAAAAUCGAGUGGAUUGUACCAUAUGUGACUAUGGCUGAUAAACAAAAAAUUGAAGCUUUGAAUUAUAUCACAAGUGAUCCAGCUAUCUCAAUCAGUUUUCGUGCUUGGGAGCUGUACGAGUAUCCUCUAUUGCCAAAUACUUCAAAGCACAUUUGGGCAGUAAAAACUUCUACGCAGCUUGAGAAACUACGUUUUGUGAUACUUGGAUUUCAAACAGCAAGAAAAAAUGACGCAACUAAAAAUGCCAUUAGAUUUGAUCACUGCAACAUCAGAGACAUAAAAUUAUUUUUAAACUCUCAGAGUUAUCCUUAUGGGAAUUUGAAUCUCAACAUUGCAAACAAUCAAUAUGCUCUGUUGUAUGACAUGUAUAUAAAUUUCCAAAUUUCGUACUACAAUAAAGAACCUGAACGACUGCUGACGAAGAAAAAAUUUUUGGAACAAGCGCCGCUGUACGUUAUCGAUUGCUCAAAACAAAACGAAUCGAUAAAAUCUGGACCAGUGGACAUUCGACUGGAAUUUGAAUCCGCAAAUCAAUUUCCUGCGCAGACAUCAGCUUAUUGUCUCAUUAUACAUGAUCGCAUAGUCGAGUAUAAUCCUACGAGCAGCAUCGUACGAAAACUAAUAUGA